Molecule: messenger RNA, 1809 nt
Organism: Lachnellula hyalina
Lineage: Eukaryota; Fungi; Ascomycota; Leotiomycetes; Helotiales; Lachnaceae
Gene: DAK
Product: Dihydroxyacetone kinase
Exons: 4
Coding region: 1-1809 (602 amino acids)
Biological process (GO): glycerol catabolic process
Cellular component (GO): cytosol
Molecular function (GO): glycerone kinase activity; ATP binding
Source: RefSeq, a predicted model, not a curated record
AUGUCUAGCAAGCACUAUUUCCCCGAGACAGCAGUCAAUACUCUAGUCCCCCGAGCGUUGAAAGCUCUCGUUGCAGCGAAUCCCUCCCUCGCCCUCAUCGAGUCUGAACGAGUCGUUUUCAAUACAAAUCAUGAUGAAUCCAUAGUUGCAGUGAUAAGUGGCGGCGGCAGUGGCCACGAACCUAGCUGGUCCGCUUAUGUUGGAGAUGGACUGCUGGCCUCGGUAGCUUGUGGUGACAUCUUCGCCAGCCCAAGCAUGAAGCAGGUUCUCUCUGCAAUUGCUAGCUCUCCGUCACGGAAAGGCACAAUCUUGCUCAUCACCAACUAUACUGGCGAUAAUCUCCAUUUCGGUCUCGCGGCUGAAAGGGCCUUGGCUGUUGGUCUCACUCCCAAGGUUACAGUGCUUCCAGCGACCGAUGAUGUCUCGAUUGGUAAAAGCAAAUCUGGCAAAGUUGGGCGACGAGGCCUAGCUGGAAAUUCCAUCACGAUGAAGGCGAUAGGGGCAGCGGCGGCAAGAAACUUUGGAUUUGAGCAAUGUGUAGAAAUCGGCAAGGCCGUGAACUCGCAGCUGGCUACUAUUGGAUCGGCAUUGGAUCAUUGCCAUGUACCGGGACGCCAGAACCACGAGUCGAUUCCUGACGACACAUGUAUAGCGGGAGCUGGUAUACAUAACGAGCCUGGAGCGCAACGAUUAACACCAUUUCCUUCGGUUGAAGAUCUCAUAGAUCAUCUAUUGAAGCUUGUCUGUGAUCCGAAUGAUCCUGAACGGGGAUAUGUCAAGUUCGGUGACAAUGACGACGUAGUUCUCUUUAUCAAUAACUACGGUGGCAUUUCCAAUCUUGAACUUGGCGCCCUAACCCAGGAGAUUAUUGAGCAACUUGAUGCCAAAUGGCAUAUCAAGCCGGUGAAGAUCUACGCAGGCACCUUCGAAAGCUCACUCAACGGGCCGGGAUUCUGUGUGACUCUAUGUAACAUUUCAACUGCAGCAACUGCAUGCAAGUUGAGUUCAUCCGAGCUGCUGGAUCUGUUGAGCGAUCCUACCGCAGCUCCUGCAUGGCCCAAUGUCCUUUCAAACACCUCGACAAAAGUCACAGGGAAAGUCAUUCAACGAAAUAAUAAUGUUUCAACACGACCUAAAAUUUCAUCCUCGGAAGACAUUCUUGAGGCUUUUUAUCUAGUGGAUCCAUCAUUACUCGACCGUGUCGUAAGACAGGGCUGUGUAAAGGCCAUCGCUGCGGAGCUAAGCCUUACAAAAUGGGAUAUGGUGAUGGGAGAUGGUGACUGUGGAGAAGCAGUGUUUGGAGUAAGCACAGAUAUCAUCAAACUCCUCGACUCUGGCGUCGCAAAAACCGGGUCUAUAUUCGAUGUAUUAUACUCCAUAAUUGACGCAGUUGACAACAUGGGCGGCACACUCGGUGCAAUAUUUGGCAUCUUCCUCGCUGCUCUAGCCACUUCCCUACGAACUUCCUCAACCCAAUCUCUCUCUAACCCAGCGCCUCCAUCCUCCCAAGGAUAUGCCCGGGCAAUUGGCCAGGCAACGGAGAAGUUGAAGAAUUAUACCGGUGCUAGAGAGGGAGACCGUACAGUGAUGGACGUUCUCCUCCCCUUCGCAGCAGCUUUUGAGAGCUCCGCAGACUUUGGAAAGGCUGUGGCGGUGGCCAAGGAAAAGGCAGAGGCAACGAGGUAUCUGAAACCGAAGUUUGGGAGAGCUUCGUAUGUUGGGAAGGGGGGAAAGGAGCAGGAAUUGCCUGAUCCUGGAGCGUGGGCAUUGAUGGAGAUGUUGAGUGGGAUGUUAGAAGGAAUCGACUAA